Symbiodinium necroappetens is the source of this 450-nucleotide messenger RNA. Lineage: Eukaryota; Dinophyceae; Suessiales; Symbiodiniaceae. The record is from the annotation of a GenBank genome assembly.
AUACAGCAGCUGGAGAGUGAUACGGCAGCUUUGCGCGAGGACUUGACAAAUCUCUUCUCCAGGCUGGCCAAGGCAUGUGCUUCCAUCGACGAGAAGAAUUCCCAGGCGAUGGACCUCAUGUUCGUCCAGGCGACCACCGAGACGCUGGAAGACUUGACAGGCCGUCUGGAGCAGUUGGAAUUGGCCCGGGAGGAGAGCGUCGGGCGCCAGAACCAGGUUCUCAAGUCCUUUGGACGGGAUUUGCAGAACCUGGCGUCCAGGCUGGACGGCCAUGACACUCGCAGUACCGCCAGCAAGGUCACCGCUGACAAGCUGAAAUCCUCCCACGAGGUGCUCCGCGGAGAGGUUGAGCACCGCUUUGAAACGCUGGGUCAGCUUCUGGAGGUCGCAUUUCCGGGUUCAGGGAUGUUCUAUGAGGCUUGUAUACGUGGUCUUAGAAGGGUUGGAUAA